AAGUGAGGGUAUUGGAAAUGUUGAAUCAGGAACUGAUGGCGUGAUGAACGUGAUGAUGCAUGAAUUAGAUCGAGUUGCUCAACUAAGACUUGAAUCAAAAACGGUCUUGCCUACGUUUAGAUACAUGAAAGCAAAAAAAUAUAAUGAGGAGACUCAAGAUGGUAUUAUUGAAAAAAUUAAAUCAGAAAAUGAAGAUGGUGUUAAUAUCAAUCGACUGAAACGUUUGAGGCAACACGAUAAUGAAUCGGUUAAAGAAUACACCAAUCGAUACGAAGCCCAAGCAGAAUCUGUGAAAGAUGCUUUAAGAAUUGAUGAAAAACGCGAUUGGGUAUUAGAAAUUGAAGAUUUUAGAAAGGACAAAGAUGAUAGCAAAGAAAAGGAUCGGUCAACACCUGAAGUCUCAACAGAAUCCAGCAACACAGAUAUUGACAGUCUUGCAAAAGACUUUGCCGGAUUAAAGAUUUGUUGUGUCGAACAAAAGAAAGAUGAUGAGAAUUGGGCUCAUAAAUUGGAGUCUAAUAUUAAAGAAUUAACAAAAGCCAACCAAGCACCGAGGCCUCGAAGGUGUUAUGAGUGUAACCAAGAAGGAUAUAUUGCAAGAAAUUGUCUGAUUAGAGCUCAAAAACAAAACAAUAACCACGAUAACGAAGAAAGAAAUAAUCAAAUUUUAAAUCCUGAAAUUAGAGGCCUGAAUGUUCGACUCUUUGAAAUUAAGGAAACUACAUCAAGCAAGAGCAACGAAUAUCUAAUGAUAAAAGUGGAAGGGAGUGAUAUGUUGUUUGACAUUAGAAACCUCAGAAAAAGAAGGCAUUGUAACGAUGAUGAUGAAAAUGAGAUGCCUACAUGGGCCAAAUCAAAGUUCAGAAAUGACCGAACACAUGAAACAAGAGAUGAUACAAUCAAACCUAACAUGGAAGAAAUACAACCAAUUGAAGCAGAAACAUUACAAAACUCAAGCCAUCAUGGCUGA
Molecule: messenger RNA, 970 nt
Organism: Dentiscutata erythropus
Lineage: Eukaryota; Fungi; Glomeromycota; Glomeromycetes; Diversisporales; Gigasporaceae
Source: the annotation of a GenBank genome assembly